Messenger RNA from Gadus morhua (Atlantic cod), 2150 nucleotides. Its product is annotated as protein kinase C-binding protein NELL1. The record is from RefSeq and is a predicted model, not a curated record. Gene Ontology annotation, molecular function: heparin binding; protein kinase C binding; calcium ion binding. Gene Ontology annotation, biological process: positive regulation of ossification; regulation of osteoblast differentiation. Lineage: Eukaryota; Metazoa; Chordata; Actinopteri; Gadiformes; Gadidae. Gene Ontology annotation, cellular component: cytoplasm.
CAGCGGGCACGGUGGAGGACUGCCGGUUACGCGCACGGGCAUCGGGAGCAUCAGAGGGAAACUGUACAGCAGAACAAACAAACACAAAUGGAUAUUUUGGUGACUUUGAUGCCUCUUUUUUUCCUCACAAAACCAGUUUUGGGUUUUGGAUCAGAUCAAGAUUACCAGAUUGAUAUCAUCAAUGAACUUGACCUGGCUAAUGCCACCUAUGGAAUUACCCAAGUCGCGGGGCUACACAACAGCAGCAAAGCCUUCUUGUUUCGAGAUGUGGGGAGAGCUGUGUAUGCUCCAGAACACCUCACGGAGAGGGUGGUGCAGAUGUUCCGGAGUAAGACGGAGUUCACCUUCCUGGCCUCCAUCCAGCAGAAGGCGUCCACCUCUGGAGUCAUCUUCUCCAUCCACGAGUCAGAGCACAGCUACUUUGAGCUGGAGAGCAGUGGCGUGAGGGAGGAGAUCCGCUACCACUACCGCUUCAACGGCAAGCCCCGCUCCGAGUCCUUCCCCUACCGCCUGGCCGACGGACAGUGGCACAAGAUCGCACUCACCAUCAGCGCCACGCACCUCCUGCUCCACGUCGACUGCAACAGGAUUUACGAGCGGCUGAUCGACCCGCCGCAGACGGAGCUCACGGCCGGCAGUGGAGUGUGGCUGGGCCAGCACACCCACAAACACGGCCUGUUCAAGAACGGUCUGAUGGUGAAGGUGGCCGAGCCGUGUCCGGAGCUAAACUGCACGCGCGCCGACCAGAUCCUCCCCGACAACAGAUGCUGCAACGUCUGCAAAGGCUACGAUUUCUGCACGGAGGGACUCGUUUGCGGGGAGAACUCCGAGUGCCGGAGCCGGAGCACCAGGGCCGAGUGUGAGUGCCGGAGUGGCUUUGCGUCGAGCCACGGGGACUCCACUUACUGCGAAGAUAUCGACGAGUGCGCCACCCAGAUGCACUACUGCCAGUCCAACACAGCCUGCGUCAACCUCCCUGGCAGCCACCGCUGCGACUGCCUCCCAGGCUUCAUCAGAGUGGAUGAAUACUCCUGCACCGAGCGUGACGAGUGCGCCGCCGGCCAGAGCUCCUGCGACGACAACGCCAUUUGCACCAACACCAUCCGAGGCCACCUGUGCACCUGCAAGCCCGGCUACGUGGGCAACGGCACCACCUGCAGAGCCUUCUGUGAGGACGGAUGCCGUAACGGAGGGACCUGUGUGUCUCCAAACAGCUGUGUGUGUCCCUCAGGGUUCACAGGACGCCACUGCGAGACAGAUAUUGACGAGUGUGCGGAGGGCCUGAUCGAGUGCCACAACCAUUCCCACUGUGUCAACCUCCCGGGCUGGUACCACUGUGAGUGCAGAGACGGUUACCAUGACAACGGCUCCUACCUGCUCGACGGCGGCUCCUGUGCCGACGUGGACGAGUGCAGCCUGCAGACGCACACCUGCUGGAACGACAGCGUGUGCGUGAACCUCCCGGGGGGCUACGACUGUGUGUGCGCCUCCGGGCCCGGCUGCAGUGGCGACUGCCCCCACGAGGGCGGGGUCUGGCGCAACGGGGAGGACUGGAAGCCCAGCUACGACCCCUGCGCCGUCUGCUCCUGCAAGGACAGCCAGACGUUCUGCAGGAGGGAGCCGUGCGACUGUGGGGACCCCAGGGAGGACCUCUCCUGCUGCCCCAGCUGUGACCAGCGUCCCAGCAGCCAGUGUCUGGACCAGAGUGGCCGGCUGCUCUACCGCAGUGGGGCCUCCUGGCUCUACAACUGUCACCAGUGUCACUGUAUGGAGGGCGAGGUGGAGUGCUGGCCGCUGCAGUGUCCCGUGCUGACCUGUGAGUACGCGGCGGUGGCGGAGGGCGAGUGCUGCCCGCGCUGCGUCAGCGACCCCUGCCAGGCCGAGCGCCUCCCCUACGACGUCCGCCGGACCUGCCGCGACCCGGCUGGCGCCGCCCGGCUCAGCGGCGCCUCGUGGCGCAUGCCCAGCUCCCCAUGCACCACCUGCAAGUGCAAGAACGGGAACGUCUGCUGCUCCGUGGACCCCGACUGCCUCCAGAACUACUGAGCGGGAGAGAGAACACAGAAGAACCCUGAACACUCCUCCUCACUCCUGGCUGAGAAGACGGCUUCCCCCCCUCCCGUUCCUCCUCCUCCUCCUCCUCCUCCUCC